AUGUUAAUCAUUUUCUUAUUUACAUUAUUUACUCUGAUUAUUGCUACUCCUAUAUCAUGUAAUUCUUACCAAUCUCAAACAGAAUCACAAACAGAUAUUGAAUUAACUAUGAGUUUUGGGUGUUAUUUUAUUGUAACUAGUCAAACUACAUUCAAAUCUAUUAGUGGAGAAGGAACAGUUGUUAUCAAUGGGGCUGUGGAAGUUACUGUAAAUGAUUUUAAAGGAGGAAUUAUUCAAUUAAAUCAUGAAAAUGCAAAAGUUAAUAUUCUUAAAACUACUGAUUUAUCUACAAGUAAUAAUUCUAAGUAUCAAAAGAAAAUAGUUGGAAAGGGAACUACUGUUAUUAAACCACAAAAUAAUGGUGUUACCAUUAAUUUGGAUAUGAUAGGAAGUACUUCUUUAGCUGUAGAAUCUGUACAACAGUAUUUUAAAUUAGUUGUUGGUACACUUUACUUAAACAAAGAUAUUGAUGUUGGAAAGUAUUGUGAACUUUCUGUUUCACAAUUAACAUCUACUGUUACUAAUGAAAAACGUUCUAUAAAAACCUCAGGAAAAAGAAUGGUUAUAACAGAGAUUGAUGCUGAUCUUUAUCGAUUAGUAGAACCUACACAAGUUAUUAUCUCAGCUGUACCAAUAACUGAAACAUAUUCCAAUGUUGUUAAAUGUACUUUAGAUGGAACAUUUGUAACAGGAACUGAUCUUGUUUGUCCAUGUCAAAGUCUUACUGGAUAUGAAUGUGAACUUGAAUUUACAGGAUCAACAAAUCCAAUAACAUUCCCAAAAGAGAAUAUUGCUUUACAUAAAUUGACACUUCCAAGAGGAGCUACUAUUUCUGGAACAGGUAGUUUAAGUGUUAUGAAUCUUGAGAUUAAAGGAGACGUUACCAUUAAUGGAUUUUCAAGUGUUGAUAUUAACUCUCAAACAGGAGAGUCUAAGAUAACAAUUUCUACUAAUGGAAAAUUAAAAGGAACAAAGUCUAAGACUGUUACAUUUAGUCCAAGUUCUUCUUCAGUAAAGUUAGAAUAUUAUGGUACAAGUGUUGAAACAUUAACAGUUGAUAAAGAAGGAACAUUUAUUAACAGUGGAAAUAAUAUUAAUACUGUUACAUUAAGUAAUAGUGGUAAAUAUACAGUGCCAGAAGGAAUUACUGUUAAUAGUGGAACUAUUAAUGUCUGUCCAACAUGUGUUGUUAAUAUUAAUGGAGAAUAUACAGAAAGUCUUAAAAUUCAAUCUACUGGUACAAAAGAUAACACAAAUAAUGAUUAUAACGUUAUUUUUGGAAUGUUUAAAGAUUUUGUAGAAAAAGUAGUAACAAGUACAGGAACAAACAAAAUUACAUUCCAUCCAAGUGGAAAGAAGGUUAUUUUUAAAGAAAUGGAUUAUUCAAGUACAAAUGAAUUAAUUGAUGGAUGUGAUUAUACUAACACUUUCUACAAGACAAAUACUAAGAAUAAAUGUGCAUCAAUGAAGGUAGAGGGAAUUGAACCAAUUGAAGUUUCAUUAACAACAAGUGAUGUAAAUGGAGCAGAUAAGUUUAUAAUUGAAAAAGGACUUAGUGUUAAUACAAGUAAAGUUAUCUUUAAGACAUGUGGUACAAUUAAAACACUUAAAUUUUUAUUGUCUGAUGUCACACUCACUAAGCCAAAUGGACAAUCAAGUUGUGAACUUACAGUAACAGAAGGACUUAAAUCAGAAACUAAAGAAACAGAAAGUCUUAGUCCAGAACUUAAAGUAACACUUGAUAAUAUUCAACUUAAAAACACAGAUAUUAAUGUACCAAAAUUGGUUUUAAAAUCAGCAAUAAUAACUGCCAAUAAAGAUAUAAAAAUUCCAACACUUUCUAUGGAUGGAAAAUCAAAGAUCAAUCUUGGACAAUAUGGGUUAAAUGUUGAAGAAGUAUCAUUUGAUUUCUCUGAUAUAACAGAAUCCAAUAAACAAGAUUCACUGAUUAAUUCAAAUAAAGAUAAAGGAUUUGUAGUUGAGAAGAUAAUGACAGUUUCAUCAACACCAAAACCAGAAGUAAAAAAUAUUUACAUUACAAAACAAGAUAAUACAAUAACAUAUUCAGGAGAUGUACCAAACAAAUUUUAUUUAGCUUGUUAUGGCAGAGCACUCAUUUAUAAUAUAGACACCAAAUAUAAAUGUGAUGAAGUAUUUAAAACACCAAAGAAAUGUACAUUCAAAACAGGAGAAACAGAUAUUGAUUUCAAUUCAGAAAGUUCAUAUAAUGAAGCAUUAUGUCCAUGUCAUUACUCAGAUCCUAAAGGAGAACAAGAUUUAAUUGGUUCAUGCCAAAUAACAUAUGAAGAAAAUAAAGAAAGAAAAGAUAAAGUAACUAUUAGAUCAAACAGUGAUAUUAAUGUUAAUGCAAUUAGUGUUAAUAGUAUUAAUGAAGUAACAAUAAGUGCAUCAGAUAAGAAAAUUAUUUCAAAAGUGUUUGUAUUAGGAAAAAGAUUAAUUCUUGAAGGGUCAAGCAUCAAAUUAUCUGAAAUACAUGGAAUAACGGAUUCUAGUUCUACUUCAGUGCCAGAACUUGAAUUAAAAGGAAAAAGUGCAAUUGAAACAAUUACAGGAAACAUGAAUAUUAUAACUAGUAAAGAAGCAGUAAUUGAGAAGGGACAUACAACAGAGAAUUAUUACACAGGACUUGAUGUUAAAGGAACAUUGAACAUUAGAACAGGAAGUACGUUUGAAGCAACAAACAUCAAAGUAUAUAAGACUAAUACAAUAAGUAGUAAAGUGACUGUAAGUAGUACAUCAACACUUAAUCUUAAGAGGAUUGAAGUUGUAAUGGAUGUAGUUAAUGAAGAACCAAUAUUUACAGGGGAUGUACCAUCAAGAAUAACUGGUGUUAGUAGUAGCAAUAUGACAAUAAGUGGAGCAUCAUCAAGUAUUUGUCAAGCAAUAGGAAGUUUCAGUAGUUCUGAUAAUUCAAGAAACACUUUCAUAAAAAGUGGAAUGUCUGAUCUUGGAUGUUCAUCUAAAUUAUGGAUUGUUUGUUCAAAGAAAACAUUAUCUUAUAAAUGUCCCGGUAACACGCAAUGCACAUUCAAAGCAUCAACAACAACAUUAAAUGCCUCUGAUAAGGCUAGUUAUAUUGAUCAAGAAAACUGUCCAUGUUCUGAAGCAGGAUCAGAAAUAUUUACCACAGGGUGUGAAACAAAUAUUCCAUCAAAUGUUUCAGGAAUAAUUAAGGAUAUGAAAGGGUCUAUUGAGACAUUGACUGUAGAUACCGAUAGAGUAGAAGUUGAAACAUCAAAUGUGUUGAGUAUUUCAACAAUGAGAAUAAGAGGAGUUAAUCAAUUUAAAGGAAGUCAAGCUAUUAAAGUAGAUAUUGUUGAUAUUUUCACGUCACUUCCUACAAGAGUAACGUUUGAUAAUCCAGUCAGUAUUUCAGCAACUCAAUUGAGUGGGUCAAGUGUCUUUUUCUUCUUUAAGAAUGAAGCUAGUAUUAUACUUGGAACAUCAAAAGGACAAACAAUAAAAUCAGGAGCAUCAGUUUCAUUGAGUAGUACUCUUAGUAAUGAUCAAAAAAUAGAAGUAAUAACAACUGAAGAAAUGAAAGAAGCAGACUUAUUCAUAAGUAGUAACAAACAAGUUAAAUUAGGAGGAAGUCUUUAUUCAAAGACAUUAACAAUUACAAAUACUAAAGAAACAACAGAUGAAGAAGCUAUGUUUAUGAUACCAACAGGAAAAGAAUUUAAUGCAAAUAAUUUGAAAGUAGUUUCUAGUUAUAUAAAGAGUUACAAAAUAGUUGAAACAUCAGAUAUUAAUUAUGUGAAUAUUGGAGAAUAUUCAGAUGGUGUUUAUAUUGAUAAAUAUAAGAGUUAUGCAACAUAUGGAACAAAAGGAAAAAGAAGUUCAGACAUUAUAUGUUCAAUGAAAAAAGAAGGAAUACAAUCAGGAGUUAUUGCAUUUGAUGAUAAGAAUACAAACACAAGUUGGGAUAGAGCAGGAUGUUCAUGUGAUGGAGAGUCAUGUCAAGUUAAUAUGAUAAGUGAUAUUGAUUAUCGUAUGACGGGAAUUAACUAUGAAUUUGUUAAGAAUCUUUUCAUAAAGAAUGGUAAUGAUUUAAAAACAUAUACUAGUGUAUUAGAAGGAGAUAAGAUUCAAGGAGAAAUUAUUGAAAUUGAUACAGGAAAUGUAGAGUUUAGAGUAGGAAAAAUUCAAAUGAAUAAAUUAACUAUUCAGAAAGAAUCUAACAUUUCAUUUAUUGGAAUAAAAAAUACUAGUACAAUUGAAAAUAUUGUUUUAAUUAAACCAGGAACUACAUCUAUUUUAGUUAAAGAUGGAGUUAAUCCAUUAACAUUAAAAAUCAAUAAUGACAAUAAUACACUUAAUUCUAUUACAUUACAGAAUAGUAGUAGAGUAAUUAUAUCAAACACACAAACUACAAUUAAUUUAGGAGAAGUUAAUAUUGAGAAUAGUCAGUUAUAUCUUGAUAGUGGAAACUAUGAAUUUAAUGAAAAAACAAUCAAUUUCCUUGUUAACUCAAAUGACUUUAUGAUGGUUAUGGGACCAAGUACUCAAAUCAAUAGUAACAGUCGAGAAAUAAAAACAAUGAAUUUCAAUAUUAAAAUUGAAAAAGAAUUAGAAGGACCAAUAUACUUAUUAAGAACAUCUUACCAAAACUUUAUUAGUAGGUUUGGAGUUAAAUUCACAAUCACAUCCAAUAAUCAUCUUAAAGGAAAACCAACGAAUUCAAUAGACUCAAAAUAUGAACUAACACAAGUUUGUCGUAUUUAUGUUGCAUUAGUACCAAAAGGAUACACAAUAACUGAAUGUCCAAAAGAUCCAUGUGGAACAAAUGAAGCAGGUAUUUCUUCACAAAUAACUAAUGGAGAAGUACCAGCAUGGGCUAUUGCAGUUAUAGUAAUUGUUGGAGUUAUUAUUGUUAUUGCUUUAAUACUCUUAGUUGCUUUCAUUCUUUAUGCUAAGUUAGUCUUAUUAAAGAAUAGAAAGAAUAAUAAAGUUUUUGAUGAUACUGAGAAUAUCUUCUGUGCCUCUGAAGUUAAUGAGUCUGAUGAUAUUGCAAAGAAAGAAGAAGGUUUGGACAAUGAUGGAGAAAUUUCAGUAUCAAGUGAAAGUGCAUCAGGGUCUGCAAGUAGCUCUUAUUCAUCCAAUGGAAGUGGUUCAUCCAAUGGAAGUGACGUUGGUUCAGGUUCUGCAAGCGAGUAA
This is a messenger RNA of Entamoeba histolytica HM-1:IMSS, 5178 nucleotides long. RefSeq lists its product as uncharacterized. The transcript has a single exon. The record is from RefSeq and is a predicted model, not a curated record. The coding region runs from base 1 to 5178 and encodes 1725 amino acids. Lineage: Eukaryota; Evosea; Mastigamoebida; Endamoebidae. Gene Ontology annotation, cellular component: membrane.